Molecule: messenger RNA, 5516 nt
Organism: Dicentrarchus labrax (European seabass)
Lineage: Eukaryota; Metazoa; Chordata; Actinopteri; Moronidae
Gene: glyr1
Product: glyoxylate reductase 1 homolog (Arabidopsis)
Exons: 16
Coding region: 67-1590 (507 amino acids)
Molecular function (GO): NADP binding; NAD binding; oxidoreductase activity, acting on the CH-OH group of donors, NAD or NADP as acceptor
Source: RefSeq, a predicted model, not a curated record
UGUGAUUAGUGGGUGUGUGUUGUCUUUUCCCCUCAUUCAGUGCGACGUUUUUAUUAAAGUUGUAAGAUGGCGACGGUGCAUCUGAGGAUCGGGGACCUAGUGUGGGGGAAGCUUGGUCGUUACCCACCAUGGCCAGGAAAGGUAGUAAGCCCUCCCAAGGACCUGAAAAAGCCCAGGGGCAAGAAAUGCCACUUUGUGAAAUUCUUUGGAACUGAAGACCAUGCCUGGAUCAAAGUAGAACAGCUGAAGCCCUACCACGCCCACAAAGAGGAGAUGAUCAAGAUAAAUAAAGGAAAGCGCUUCCAGCAGGCAGUCGAUGCAGUGGAGGACUUUCUAAAGAAAGCAAAGGGGAAAGAACAGAACUCAGAUGGCAAAGGAGAGUCAAAAGGAAAGAAAACGCCCAACAAGCCACUGAAAAUACUGGAGGAGGAUGAUGAGGAUCUCAGUGCCCUGAAGGACCCCUCUGAGAAGGACUUAACUGACUCUGACCCCGAGCCGUCCACUAUUGAGAGGCUGGGGGCUGGACCUGGCUCAGGAUUCAAAUGGGAAAGCAGUCCUGUGAAGGACGACCCACAUUUCCAUCACUUCCUGCUCAGCCAGUCGGAGAAGCCAGCCUCAUCAAUGGAACCCAUUAGCAAGCGCCUGAAGAUCAUUGAAGAGGACUCGGGGUCAACUUCUAUCCAAGCAGCAGACAGCACAGCCAUCAAUGGCAGCAUCACACCCACAGACAAAAGGAUAGGGUUCCUGGGUCUGGGGCUGAUGGGUAGUGGGAUAGUUUCCAACCUGUUGAAAAUGGGUCAUGUUGUCACAGUGUGGAACCGCACAGCAGAAAAGUGUGACCUAUUCAUCCAGGAGGGAGCCAGGCUAGGCCGGACUCCUGCAGAGGUGGCGUCCAUGUGUGACAUCACUUUCUCUUGUGUGUCAGACCCAAAGGCUGCCAGGGAUUUGGUGUUGGGACCCAGUGGAGUGCUGCAGGGAAUCAGGCCAGGCAAAUGCUACGUAGAAAUGUCCACUGUAGACCCAGAGACCAUCACAGAACUCUCACAGGUGAUCACGUCGCGGGGCGGCCGUUUCCUGGAGGCUCCGGUGGCGGGAAGCCAGCAGCUCUCCAACGAUGGGAUGUUGGUCAUCCUGGCAGCUGGUGACAGAACAGUCUAUGAGGACUGCAGCAGCUGCUUCCAGGCCAUGGGCAAGACCUCCUUCUUCCUGGGUGAAGCGGGGAAUGCAGCAAGGAUGAUGCUGAUCCUCAACAUGGUGCAGGGCAGCUUCAUGGCCACUAUCGCAGAGGGGCUAACCCUGGCCCAGGCCACUGGCCAAUCACAGCAGACCUUCCUGGACAUCCUGUGCCAGGGCCAGAUGGCGAGCACCUUUGUGGACCAGAAAUGCCAAAAUAUUUUACAGGGCAACUUUAAGCCUGACUACUAUUUGAAACAUAUUCAGAAAGACCUGAGGCUAGCUAUCUCCAUGGGUGACAUGGCCAACCAUCCAACCCCAAUGGCUGCAGCUGCCAAUGAGGUUUACAAGAGGGCAAAGGCACUGGACCAGUCAGACAAUGAUAUUUCUGCAGUCUACAGAGCCUACAUUCACUAGAGCGAGGUGUGACCGAUCCUCUGGACCACACAGUCUUUAAUCCCUUAUUAUUUCUCCUCGUCAUGUAAUGAGUUUUUAUUUUAAAUUCUAGUCAUUUUAUUUCAUUUUGCUCCCAACGCCAGCCAUGUUACCUGCCCACAAAUCAUGGGAUAAUAAUUCCUUAUGUUAGAAGCAACCUUGAGCAUUGCACUGACUGUACUGGGAAGGGGGAGAGAUAUACGUUGUAAGAGUGCUACAAAUGAGGUUGUACUGCUACAGUCUGCUGUGGUGGGGGGCAGUUUGUCUGGUUUUUGACAACUACCAGUAGAAGUAAUGCAGGGUGUUUGGCAAGGAUGUGGGGUCCAGUGCCACUGUGAAAAGCAGGCGGGGUGUCCAGCUCAAGCCAGAGAAAUUGCUGUCAGGUUUUGUGGAUGCACCAACCCUAAUGGGUUUUUUUUUGUUUUUUUGGUUCAUGUGCAAAUGAGUUUAUUUAAUUGAGUGUGAUCUUUGCUUUUAUUUUAAAUGUCCAGAAUUCCAUGAGAGAAAAACACAAGAACAUGCCACUGCAUUGCCUUAAUAAUGUAACCCCUCGAGUCUUUUGAUAAUAGAUGUAUUUAUUUCUUUUUCUUUCUAGGUCUUCUCGGUACAGUUAGGCCAUGCCAUGUUUCUGUAUUUGACUAGAUGGUUUAUGCUUUUACGUUGGUGUCAGUGAUCUUUUUUAAACAGGUUAAAGACAGAGCAACAGAUGUGUUGAGGCCUUUAAAAUGCAGUAAUAAUUGGUAUUUCUCACCAAGACUUAAGAUUACCACAUUUGAAAUCCUUGUGUUUUUGGAAGAGUUCUCAAUUCCACUGUGUUUUUCUUUUUUAAAUAUAUUUUUCUGAACCCAGAUAAAUCCACCUGUUGCAUUUUAACUGGAGGCUUUAAUUUAGCCCCAUGUCAUUGUGCUUUUUUCCCCCCUGGUAAUUAGUGUUAAGAAGUUGUGGUUGAGCUUUCAAGGCCAAUUUUAGACCAUUGUGGGUUACAAGUACACAAUUAAAGCCGCAGUAGUUAAUUUUUAUAAAAAUAUUUUGUCAUUUUUGCUUAAACUUUCACUUUCCUGACCAUAGUACAUGAGACAGAUAAUCUGGGAAAAAAACGGGUCCCUAAGGAACAACCAGAGCACAGAAAAAUAGUUGAUUUUUGAGUCUUAUUCCCAGGGCGUCAAAUACCAAUAUUAAUAGAAAUGAGUAAUGUAUAGUAAUAUAUGCCAUUAGGAGCACUAGGAGGAGCCAGAGGAACCCGAUUUCCCCCCUCCCCCCAUAUUAUCUGUCAUGUUCUACUGUUAGGAUAUAGUGAAAGUUUCAGCAGAUAUGAGUUAUUUUUAUAAAAGUGACCUAUUGCAGCUUUAAAAACUGAACUAAAACCAUCAAGUUGGUUAGUGGUUUCAUAAGUUUUAAAGGCUGAAAGCUGUAGUAUAAAUAUAACCUGUUGAACUCCUCACAUGGCACUAGUAAGACAAACACAACUCACUUCAGCUAAACUGUUAAUAUGCUAAAUAAGGAAAUGCAACAGUCAGGGCCCCAAACCAAAUGUUAACAUGGAUUCUGUUUUAUUAUUUAUUUAUUUUUAUAUUUGCCUCAAACAGAUUUCAGCUCACAUAAAGGGAGGGACAGCAGGUGGUCACAUCGCAGGGGGGGAGGCAAUCUUGAUUACAUAGUAGGUCUUCGCAAGUCCACCCAACGAGACUGAAACAUUUCUCAAUGGACAUAAGGUCAUGACAGAUUCAUCAUAUACGUUGGCUGAUAAUUGACAAGAAAUGCCAGAUUCCCAAAUUUAAGUUAGAAAUCAUUUAGAAACAGUGUCUACAUAAUUUCUGACAAGUUACUUUUUUUUUAAAAAGUGAAAAGUCCUGCUCACUACAUAUUGUGAUCACAGUACUUUAGGAAACCGAUUGGAGGAUUGUUAGCACAUUUCUUACCUCUCAAAUGUUGGUAUCUGCCUCAAAAAUUCAGUCCAGGUCAUCUCCGCUCCAAUCCAAAUUAUCAGUCUAAUCAGGUCAGGUCAGUCUUUUACAGCAGGUCUCAGGUCUGUGUGUCAAUAUGCCUAUUGCCUGAGUGGAUCCAAGGGGACUCUAAUCACUACUUAUAUAUCACAAUUGGAAAAUUAACUGUAAAAUGGCCUGUAUUAAUGUUCCUGAAUCACCGUAUUCUGGAUCAGGUCUAAUUGUCCCUUUCUAAGUCCCAACCCUUCUUUCUCUAUGCUCCAAUAACCGUUGAGCAAGCCAAGUGAAGAACCCCAGUCAACUUUCUUCUUUCCUGUUCUUUUGCUAUGUGCUAAGCUCGUCUUGUUGGAAAGACAACCACAUUUUAAAGAUGGUUAAAAGAUAAAGGCUCAUAUCUUUUAGAUAAAACGCUAGCUAGCUAGUUAGUCCUCGUUUUACUACAGACCAAACCACUAACUUGCUAAUCUACAUCAAUCCACUUCAAUCAUUAGCUAUUAAAGUAUCAAUUAUUAUAGCUUGCCACCGCUAGUUAGUUAGCAUUUUGCUACAGAAAAACCACUGACUAGCUAAUCUACAUCAGUCAUUAGCUAGCUAGUUACAUCUGAAAGCUAAUGUAAGGAAAACGCUAGCUAACUAAUUUACUGCUGUCAAUAAUUAGCCAGUUAGCUAACUUCUUGCUAACAUAAGCUAACUUAACAGGUGACUAUAUAUGGCUCUUGUAUCUUUUAAGCAUCUCCAAAAUGUGGUGGUCUUUUCAACAUAGACGAGGCUAGCACCUAGCAUAUCUAAGUAGAGGAAAGGAGUUGACCGAGGUUCCUCUGGGUACCUGAUUGGAGCACAGAGCGAAAAGGGACUUAGGAAGAAUAAACCAACAUAUUUUUAUUUUUUUACUAUGAACCUUAGAUUUUGGAGUCUAUUUUGGACACAGUUCAGAAUUCUGGACCCAUGAAGACCUCUACUAUGUAGCCUAAAACACACCCUACAAUGACAAUGCCCAACAUAUGCCAAAGAAACGUGGCAUGGCAAGAGCCGAGUUCUGUCUGUCGGUGUUCUGAUAGAAGCUCAAAUCAAACAAGACAGCUUUAAUCAUCAGUCGGUUCCAGUUGGAGCACUUGUCCUGACCACUAAAAACUCCAAAUAGAACACAAUGAGUCUGUGUUUGCGGGUAUUAUUUUUGGACUAAUCAUUGGGAAGUAGAUGCAGAAAUGGGUUAAUCAAGAUGUCAAACAUGGCAGCAAAUAUGUGUCUUUCUUUUCCUUCAAGAAUAAUGUACAGAAAAAUGUCUAAGAGAGCACAUCAAUUGUCGACCCCACUGUCACGAUCUUGGAGGUAACUAGCAACAAGCCCUGCUGUUCUUUCACUAGAACCUGUACAGUAUGCCGUUGAGACACAGGAAGCACAGAAGGACAGUGUGCACCUGCAGAAAAUUGUACUUGCUUCCUUUCAGCGACCUCAUGGUGUUUCAGUUUUUAUCAGUUUCCUCUGUAAAUUAAUGAAAAACAGAAUCAUUUAGUUGCAUCCUAAGAAUCAAGUGUCCCACUUAGACAGAUUUUCUUUUUGCCAAACAAUUUCCAUGUAAGGUUUUUAAUUUUGGUUCCCCUUACACUCUGGUGUAAAGAACUGUUUUUAGAAGACAGAUGUAAAUAGCACAUUAGGUUGAGUAGGGUUUCUUUUAUAUCUACGAUAACUGGGAUUAAUGAAAAAAACUACUUUUGCUUUGACUCUACAGAGCCACUGUCUAACAUCUUUGUGUCUUAAUACUGUCGAUUGUUCAGUUCAAGUGUAAAUGGUUUAUUAAUAUGUGGCUUAUAUAAUCUGGCUUAUUAUUGCAUUGAAAUGACAAUGAUUUGGAUCCCGUCAACAGAAGAAGGGUGUAACUUGUUUUGGGGGAUAUUUAUGAUUUUGUGUACAUGUGGAAAUAUCAAGACUUUUGUGCUGUUUAAUAAAUCCUCUCCUGAUUACUGA